ACUACUCACGGACCACACAGAUUAAUUAACCACUUUGUCAAAGAAAACGACGUCGUUCUAAUGGCGUUUCCCCUACUCUCCACCCUGCAUUUCCUCGAAUCGCCGCCUUCACCACCGAGCCUCCACCUCCCUGCCGCUCGCCGUCGUCGCCAACCCCUACUAUCCAAACGCUUCAUAAUUCAAAGCUCGGGUAGUACAUACGGAACUCACUUCCGCGUUACGACGUUCGGAGAAUCUCACGGUGGCGGUGUAGGGUGUGUUAUUGAUGGAUGCCCUCCUAGACUUUCCCUCUCCGAACAAGACAUUCAACGAGAUCUCGACCGAAGGAGGCCAGGUCAGAACAGAAUAACCUCUCCUAGAAAAGAAACUGAUACAUGCAAGAUUGCUUCAGGGAUUGCUGAUGGGUUUACCACUGGAUCUCCAAUCAAAGUAGAAGUGCCCAAUACGGAUCAAAGAGGAGAAGAUUACUACAGUGAAAUGGCACUAGCAUAUAGGCCAUCCCAUGCUGAUGCAACUUAUGAUUUCAAGUAUGGCGUUGCAUCUGUACAGGGUGGUGGUAGAUCUUCGGCAAGAGAAACCAUAGGGAGAGUAGCUGCUGGAGCUGUUGCCAAGAAGAUUCUACUGCAAUAUGCUGGGACUCAAAUUCUUGCUUAUGUUUCACAAGUCCACAACGUUGUCCUCCCCGAAGAUCUCGUUAACAGUGAAACCGUGACGCACGAUCAAAUAGAGAACAAUAUCGUAAGGUGCCCGAAUCCAGAGUACGCAGAAAAAAUGAUAGCUGCUAUUGAUGAUGUUCGAGUGAAAGGCGACUCGGUUGGAGGUAUCGUCACAUGCAUUGUUCGGAACGUCCCACGGGGACUCGGUUCUCCGGUUUUCGAUAAACUCGAAGCAGAGUUGGCAAAAGCUGCUAUGUCCCUACCUGCAUCAAAGGGAAUCGACUUCGGCAGUGGCUUUGCAGGUACAUUUAUGACCGGUAGCGAACAUAACGAUGAAUUCUACAUGGACGAACAUGGUCGAAUUAGGACAAAGACCAAUCGUUCUGGUGGAAUACAGGGUGGAAUAUCAAAUGGAGAAACCAUCACCAUGAGAAUAGCUUUCAAGCCAACACCAACAAUCUUCAAGAAGCAGAAUACCGUGACUCGAGACAAACACGAUACGGAGCUCACAACUCGAGGGCGCCACGACCCUUGUGUAGCUCCGAGAGCGAUUCCGGUGGUGGAAGCGAUGGUGGCUAUGGUGCUUGUCGAUCAAUUAAUGGCACAAUAUGCGCAAUGUAUGCUUUUCCCUAUUAAUCCAGCUCUACAAGAACCCUUGCAAAAGGCAAAGGUUCCCUUUUAAUGGUGAUUAGUAGGGGGUG
This is a messenger RNA of Erythranthe guttata (spotted monkey flower), 1357 nucleotides long. RefSeq names its product chorismate synthase 1, chloroplastic. The record is from RefSeq and is a predicted model, not a curated record. Lineage: Eukaryota; Viridiplantae; Streptophyta; Magnoliopsida; Lamiales; Phrymaceae. Gene Ontology annotation, cellular component: cytosol. Gene Ontology annotation, biological process: aromatic amino acid biosynthetic process; chorismate biosynthetic process. Gene Ontology annotation, molecular function: chorismate synthase activity; FMN binding.